Tachysurus fulvidraco (yellow catfish) is the source of this 2933-nucleotide messenger RNA. RefSeq names its product cysteine/histidine-rich 1 (gene zftraf1). Gene Ontology annotation, cellular component: nucleus. NCBI's taxonomy places the organism in Eukaryota, Metazoa, Chordata, Actinopteri, Siluriformes, Bagridae. The transcript is spliced from 4 exons. The record is from RefSeq and is a predicted model, not a curated record. Gene Ontology annotation, molecular function: zinc ion binding. The coding region runs from base 354 to 1520 and encodes 388 amino acids.
GUGAGGAGGGGUGACAGAAAAAAAAAAACAAAGAUGGCAGAGUAGAGCUAGAGACGAACUAUCGAGCUAAAAGACGUUAGCGGACAGAGCAGGUUUAAGUGUUACAGGUGAGACCGGAUUGUGUGUGUGUGUGUGUGGUGUUGAGAAGGCGGACAGGACGUUGUUAGACCGGGCAGCUCGCACUGUCACAGCCGAGUAACGGAGUAAGCAGCUGGCGAGAGCAACCAGUCUGUGCUGUUUACUUUCCCUACAGUGCGUCUGUCAGCGACUCGAAUCAAUAGGAGAUUAUUAUUCAGAUAGAGUUUGGACUCGUCUUUUCCCUCUAAACCCCACAGUGAAUAAUAAUCCUGCGGAUGUCUGCCAUGGAAGAGCGUGGCGAGGUGGUGGCCGCUGCUCCAGGCUCGUCCUCAGCCGGCUUGGGUGUCGGGCCGGAGGCCGUUGCUGCAGGUGCGGGUUUAUCCGUUAUUCAGGACGAAUCAGGGGUUCGGAGAGAAGGUUCCGCUUCUGUUUCUGGUCCGGAGACAGAUCCGGACGCACCGCCGAAAAAGCGCGUGAGGCUGCAGGAAGGUGAAGCGGGUAAACUGGAGGAGCGGCUUUAUUCCGUGUUGUGCUGCACCGUGUGCCUGGACCUACCCAAAGCCUCGGUUUACCAGUGUACAAACGGGCACCUGAUGUGUGCUGGCUGCUUCAUCCACCUGCUGGCGGAUGCACGACUGAAGGAAGAGCAGGCCACGUGCCCGAACUGUCGCUGUGAGAUCAGCAAGAGCCUGUGCUGCAGGAACCUGGCGGUAGAGAAAGCUGUGAGUGAACUGCCCUCAGACUGCAGUUAUUGCCUCAAACAGUUCCCCCGCUCCAGCCUGGACCACCAUCAGUCAGAAGAAUGCCAGGACAGUGUGGCAUCUCUGAUUUCUUAUAGGCUUACGCAAUGUAAAUACAAGCGGAUCGGAUGUCCGUGGCAGGGGCCAUACCAUGAGCUCACUGCCCACGAGGUUGACUGCUGCCACCCUUCUAAAACUGGCAUUGAGUUGAUGGGCAUCCUGGAUGAGAUGGAUCAGAGCCAUCGCCGAGAGCUACAGCUCUAUAACAGCAUCUUCAGCCUGCUCAGCUUCGAGAAGAUCGGCUUCACAGAGGUUCAAUUUCGGCCGUACCGCACAGAUGACUUCAUUACCCGGCUGUACUACGAGACGCCACGCUUCACCGUGCUCAACCAGACAUGGGUACUGAAGGCACGUGUCAACGACUCAGAGCGUAACCCCAACCUUUCCUGUAAGCGCACACUCUCCUUCCAGCUAAUCCUGAAGAGCAAAGUAAACUCAACGCUAGAGUGUUCCUUCCUGCUGCUUAAGGGCCCGUAUGACGACGUGAAGAUCAAACCUGUCAUCCAGCACCACGUCUUCUCCAACGACGCCAACGAGACAGAGUACGUGCCGCUGCCCAUCACCGACAGUGUCGAGUGCAACAAGCUGCUGGCUGCCAAAAACAUCAAUCUGCGCCUCUUCAUCUUUCAGAUCCAGAAAUAGGUGAAGAACAGAGAAGCUUUGGAAGUCAAAGGAGGCAGGGAAGGAGAUGAAAGGUGAAGUGACCCUGAACCACACAUACCUCGACAAGAACAAGGAUGAGAGAGCCAGCUAUAUUAAAGAUGGCCUAUACGACAUGCAGUCGCCUGUGUUUGUUUGUGUGUGCAAGUAUGUGGUUAUUGGAAAUAAUUUCUGAUCUAUACGGUCCAACAUGAGUGUCUGUUCAUCAAUCAGACCAUCUGUCGCUAGUUAAAAAAAAAAAAAAAACCAGGACAGUCCUGACUGAACACCAUCUUCAUAAUGUAUGUGUGAGAGUGUGUGCAUGCAUGUAAGUAUGAAUGAGUAUGAAUGCGCAAGAUAACCUAAUUAAAGCACUACAGGCAAUUCUACUAUCUCAGCAUGUGUGUGUGUGUGUGUGUGUGUGCGCGUGUGUGUGUGCGCGUGUGUGUGUGUGCGUGUGUGUGUGUGUGUGUGUGUGUGUGUGUGGAUACUCUUGUGACUGUGAGAAAGGCAUGCUUGAGACGUAAUCCAGAAAGCACUGGAUUUAAUAAUGUUUUUAAACAGCCUGAAGUUUAGGCAGUGUUACUUAAGACAUCCUGUGGUACUGUAUGCGUUUGUGUGUGUGUGUGUGUGUGUGUGUGUGUGUGUGUGUGUGUGUGUGUGUGUCUCCAUGCAGUGGUUCUCUUCUGCUCAGAACCCUUCUCUUAAGGCUUACAUGUGCGCACACACAAAUCUCAGCAGAAAAUAGGCUGCACUUGCUUUAAAUGUAUUUUUGUAAGUGAAGGGAGACAUUUUACUUGAGGUACAGCAGAUCAGGUAGUGUGAACAAAAUGGCUGCUGACCUCUGAAGGCAGAACAGUGGAGUUUGCAUGUUUUUAGUUUCUUCUUGGUGUGUUCUUAGGAGCACACACGUUUAUCCCAGUAGCAUUAUAAUCUUGUAAACUAACUUAAGUUUGAUAUUUUUAACACAAUUUUUAUUUAAGAACCUGUGAAUCUUAGCUUUAUAUCUUAUUUAGAGUCUGAUUUGUCAUUUCAGAUUUUUCUCUCACACACACCCCUGUACAGCCAAUUUAGCAGCACCAGUUAAUCCACUGUUAUUACUUUAUACCCAAAUGCAUUACAGUUAGCAACAAAGAAUCUACUCACCGUAGAAACCCCUUACCUAAACCCACCCACACACAUCAUAGAGCCAGACAGGGUCUAAUCACAUCCCUGUGUUGUUGAACUUGACUGUAACUGAUCUGAUUUGACAUACUUGAAUUCUUGAGGGGCAGAAAAAGUGAAGCUGAUCUAGACAGUGUGUUUGAUAUCGAAGAGUCUAGUUGGAACCUGUUUCUGUAUUGAAAAAGCUUUUAAUUCUCACAUUACACUCUGCCUGUAUUUGUGCCUUUCUAUUAAAGCUCAUCGAAACUAAAA